AUCCUGAUGCUGACGAGGCAGAGAAGAGUCUCUCCAGAUCAGAACACCAGAUGGACAACGCUAGCCCUUCCUCCCUCGCAGAGUCUCCCGGUAACAACUUACUGCUGGGUAUAAAGAGGUUGUCUGUGCUGCUGGUGGACUGCAGGAAAACAACGGAGCUGAGUGGAACUGUGAGAGGAGGAGAAGAGAAGAAAGGAUCAGAUUUGACUCAACAAACAGGAAAACCAAACUUGGAGAAACCAGAAACGUCCAGACCAGCAAGACAACACCUCUGCUCCCACUGUGGAAAGAGUUUUAACCAGUUCGUUAGCAUGAGAAGACAUGAGAGAAUACACACAGGGGAGAAGCCACACCAUUGCACACAGUGUGGAAAGAGUUUUAACCAGUUAGGAAACAUGAAAUCUCACAAACGAAUACACACAGGGGAGAAGCCUUUCCAUUGCUCCCAGUGUGGAAAGAGUUUUGGAGAGUCAGGAAACCUGAAUGCCCACGAGCGAAUGCACACAGGGGAGAAACCUUACCACUGCUCCCACUGCGGAAAGCGUUUUAACCAUUCAGGAAAGCUGAAAGAACACAUGAGACUGCACACAGAGGAGAACCCUUACAAAUGCUCAGACUGUGGGAAGACAUAUUACUCAUCAUGGUCACUUAAACGUCACGUGAGAAUCCACACGGGAGAAUAAUUACUUCUCUUAGUGUGUAGGUUUUUCACAUCACGUUGACUUAAAAUUCAUCAGAGAACAUACACAGUGCUCCCGUUGUCUUAUAUUGUUGACUGACAAUGUGUUUACCUGUCUUUACCAUAUGUAAAUAAAUGGUACAGGGUAUACUCAAACAUAUAUUUGUGUGUUUUUAUUAGAAAACAUGAAUUGAGUAUGUAAGUUUGAAUAUAGAGUAGUAUAUUAUUUUUUAAGCUCUUUGUGUGUUUAUCUUGAAUAUAGAGUAGAUCAGAUUCCAACUGUUUAAAUGGUCCUUUUUUAAACUCUGUGUUUAUCUGACUGUGUGUGUUUAUCUGGGUGUGUCAUUCCUCCAGCACUACAGAUAAUCAAGUGAUAUUUGGAUGUGAUGCAUUUGCUACAUUGUUGACAUUUGCAUUGUUGGCCCACUGAUGAUUUAAUGAAAUGAAAAUGUUCAGACUCUGUAAUGGAAAAUCUGUCCUCUUAUAAUCUCCUGUUCUUGGGACUAUCAUCCUGUGUUGCAAACCAAUUUGCACCUGUGUCCUUGUAUGAAUAAAGUCCCUCCCAGGAACAGGAAACUAUAAAGAUAUGUGCUCAUCACUCAAUGCUUCAGGAAUUCAGACUGUCUCCACUGCGCUGUGUAACUCUGUUAUUCACUCUGAACUCAGAAAUAAAG
Oncorhynchus gorbuscha (pink salmon) is the source of this 1353-nucleotide messenger RNA. RefSeq names its product gastrula zinc finger protein XlCGF49.1-like. The transcript has 3 exons. The coding region runs from base 51 to 683 and encodes 210 amino acids. NCBI's taxonomy places the organism in Eukaryota, Metazoa, Chordata, Actinopteri, Salmoniformes, Salmonidae. Gene Ontology annotation, molecular function: RNA polymerase II cis-regulatory region sequence-specific DNA binding; DNA-binding transcription factor activity, RNA polymerase II-specific. Gene Ontology annotation, biological process: regulation of transcription by RNA polymerase II; central nervous system development. The record is from RefSeq and is a predicted model, not a curated record. Gene Ontology annotation, cellular component: nucleus.